CGGCCGUGGUCACGUGGCGCCGGCGGGGCGCUCUCCGCGGCGGGCCGCGCAUGCGCGGGGCGGAUGUUACCGCCGGCGUUAGCGCCGCGGCUCUAUGGGGAGAACAUGGCUCCCUUCCCCGAGGAGGUGGAUGUGUUCUCGGCCCCGCACUGGCGGAUGAAGCAGCUUGUGGGGCUUUACUGCGACAAGCUUUCCAAGACCAACUUCUCCAACAAUAAUGAUUUUCGGGCUCUUCUGCAAUCUCUUUAUGCCACGUUCAAGGAAUUUAAAAUGCACGAACAGAUUGAAAAUGAGUGUAUCAUUGGUUUACUUCAGCAACGUAGCCGGACAGUGUACAAUGUGCACUCGGACAACAAACUCUCAGAGAUGCUUAGCCUCUUUGAGAAAGGGUUAAAGAAUGUAAAGAAUGAAUAUGAACAGCUAAACUAUGCGAAACAACUGAAGGAGAGAUUGGAAGCCUUUACCAGGGAUUUCCUUCCUCAUAUGAAAGAGGAAGAGGAGGUUUUUCAGCCAAUGUUGAUGGAAUACUUUACUUAUGAAGAACUGAAAGAUAUUAAGAAGAAAGUAAUUGCACAGCAUUGCUCACAAAAGGAGGCUGCAGAAUUCAGAGGUCUUAGUAAGUGGAAUCAAGCGGAAGAGCUUCAGAAGGUCUUUAAGUAUUCUGUGGACGAGAAGGCAGAUCAAGGUGAAGCCUUCAGAAAAGAUCACGAAACUGAAGUAACAGGGCACACCACAAAUAUUACUAAUCUUCCUCCUGAAGUAAUGCUGACCAUUUUCAGUUACCUUAACCCCCAAGAGUUAUGUCAGUGCAGUCAAGUAAGCACUGAAUGGGCACAGUUGGCUAAAACUGGAUCGCUCUGGAAACAUCUCUACCCUGUUCGCUGGGCCAGGGGUGAUUGGUACAGUGGUCCUGCGGCAGAUCUUGAGAUAGAACCUGAUGAGGAAUGGGUGAAAAACAGAAAAGAUGAAAGUCGUGCUUUCCAGGAAUGGGAUGAAGAUGCUGACAUAGAUGAAUCUGAAGAAGCAGCUGAAUAUUCACUUGCCAUUAAUAUAGCACAAAUGGAAAAACGUUUACUUCACGGCUUAAUUCAUAAUGUCCUCCCACACGUGGGCUCCUCAGUGAAGACGUUAGUGUUGGCCUACAGCUCUGCAGUGUCUAACAAAAUGGUUAGACAGAUCUUGGAGCUUUGCCCCAACUUGGAAUAUUUGGAUCUCACUCAAACUGAUAUUUCAGACUCUGCGUUUGAAAGUUGGUCUUCAGUUGGUUGCUGUCAAAAUCUCCGCCACCUUGAUCUGUCUGGAUGUGAAAAAAUCACAGAUGUGGCUAUAGAGAGGGUUUCCAGAGCUCUGGGUAUCAUAUCAACUCACCACAACAAAGGUAUUCUGAAAAGCUGUCGAAACAAGAAUGCUAAGACUUUGUGGAAAAACAGAGAAAUUACCCUGCAGUCCAACAAGAAGUAUAAUUGUUUGCGUGAAAUCAGCAAUGAAAACCUCAUUGAGGGAGGAGAUGGUGAGCAGCACUGGACUAAACCGGACGGCUCAGAAACCUUCAGUUCUGCAUACGUGUGGAUGCUGGAUGCAGACGAUUUAGCUGACAUUGAAGAUGCUGCGGAGUGGAGACACAGAAACGUUGAAGGGUUUUGUCUUAUGGAACCAACAUCCCACAUUAAUUGUUCUGCAUCUUGCUACAAUAGAGACAUUUACGGAUUAAGGACUAGAGGGUGGCAGCAGCACUGUGCUUCUACUGACUUGAUUUAUUGCGGUCACGCAUUUUGUUGUGCUGGGACAGCACUAAGAACUAUUCGAGCACUUCCAGAGUCCUCUGCACUGUGUAAAAAAACAACAAGGACUAAGCAGUCAGAGAAAAAAGACUUGGUGUACUCUGGAAGUGAAAAAACAGAUGAAGAGACUGCACGAGUUCUUCAGUUUCUCAGUCUGUCUGGAUGUUACCAGAUCACAGACCGUGCUCUCAGGGCAUUGACUCUGGGCGGAGGACUGCCGCACCUGGAACACCUCAACCUCUCGGGCUGUCUCUCUGUAACCGGUGCAGGCCUGCAGGAUUUAGUUUCUGCGUGCCCCUCCCUGAACGAUGAACACUUUUACUACUGUGACAACAUUAACGGUCCUCAUGCUGAAACCGCCAGUGGAUGCCAGAACUUGCAGUGUGGUUUUCGGGCCUGCUGCCGCUCUGGCGAAUGAGCGCUGACUCCUGACCUUUCAGUCUACUUCAUUUAGCUGAGCAGGCUUCCUCUCAUGCACUUUACUUACAGUUCGCAUCUUGUGUUAACAAUCCCUGGAGUGAGACUCGUUAUACUAGCCUGACCCUGCCCACAACUUCAAAAUCUUAAUUAUGAGUGUACUGUACAGUGUUGUAACAAUCUCACAAAAUCUCAUUUGGUUUGAAGGGUGUUGGGUUUUCUUUUACUUAAUUUGGGGAAGAUGGGAAAACAUUCUGAGGUGGUUUUUUUUUUUUUUUGCCACUUUCUUCCAAGUUUGGCACUUAAAUAUACUUUACUGGAUUAUUUUGUGUUAAGUGAAUGGUUUUUCUAUUUUGAAUCCAUAAGUACAAUAUAAAUCUCUGCAGAGAAUUUGAAAUGUAUUGUUUGCAUUUGGGUAACAGUUACACAUCUUUAGGAGCCUUGUUUCUUCCCCUUUCCUCUCAUCCUGAAGUCGUUCUUUAUAUUGCAAAAUUAGAGAAAUUCCCACCUUCCUUUUGCAUUUGGUUUUGUAUUUGGGCUUGAAGGACAUACUCUAAUAAAACAUUCCCACCAACAAAAA
Molecule: messenger RNA, 2778 nt
Organism: Columba livia (rock pigeon)
Lineage: Eukaryota; Metazoa; Chordata; Aves; Columbiformes; Columbidae
Gene: FBXL5
Product: F-box and leucine rich repeat protein 5
Exons: 12
Coding region: 64-2199 (711 amino acids)
Biological process (GO): intracellular iron ion homeostasis; SCF-dependent proteasomal ubiquitin-dependent protein catabolic process
Cellular component (GO): SCF ubiquitin ligase complex
Molecular function (GO): protein binding
Source: RefSeq, a predicted model, not a curated record